AUGGGCAAGAAGCGCGCAGGACCAAGCGCGGCCAUCGCGCCCGCCGCGGGAACCAAGAUGACCUUUGGCGACGACGACGACUUUGACUACGCUGCGCCCUCGUCGUCUGGCGUUCCAUCUGAUGCCCCAUCCGAGGACGAGGAGUCUGGCUCCGAAUCAGACUCGGACUCGGACGCAGCCCCAGAGGCAGUCGGCAUGCGCACUGGUGCCGCAGACGAGCGCAAACGCGCAGCCGCAGAGGAAGAGGAACGCCAGGCGAAGCGCGAGGCCGCCAAGCUGCGUGCGGUUCGCGUCGCUGAGGCCAAGGCCGCGUCCAAGAAGGCGGCCAAGCCGAAGGACAAGAGGAAACGUGCUGCCGAUCCAGGCGAUGAUGAGGAUAGUGAGGAUGAGGACGCGGAGGCUGCUCGCUUGAGGCGGAGGAUGGAGGCGGCCAUGGCGGCCGGCGAGGACUCGGACGACUCGAUGGAGUCUGACUUUGACGAGGAAGGGGAGGACGACUUUGACGCGCUCGACGACGAGGACGAGGGAGAGGAUGGAGAGGAGGACGACGACGAGGACGAGGAAAUGGAAGAAGAGGAAGAAGAAGAGGAGGAGAGCGACGACGAUGGCCUGCUCUCUCGCCCUGUCCCUGCGGCCCUCAAGAGCCGGAUGGACGCGAUGAUGGCCGCGAUGGAGGGGCGCGCGAUGGCUGCAGACCCCAAGUUCGCGGACGAGAUGGCUUCGCGACGCAAGAAGGGUCCCGUGCUGGAGGUGCCAUCGCUCAAGUCGGGUCCUAAAGGUGUGAAGACGACAUUCGACGAGUUCGGCGAGUACGAGGCAGCCCCGCUUUCUGCCGACAUGCUCGCUGCUGCCGACGCACAGCUUGCAGCCGAUAAGAGCAAGGAGAAGGUCGAGAGGGGGGAGGAGAGGGCACGCAAGCGUCGGAGGAAGGGGAAGAAGGCUGCACCGACGGCGCGAGUGCUUGACGACCGCACCGUGCACCUCCUCCCGCCCGUUUUGGCCGGCACCGCACUGCCGCCGGUCGUUGGGCCACGGGAACGUGUGGGGACUGCGGGGAAGGCCAAGGCAACGUUCUACAAGAAGGCCAUGAAGGCGAGCGGGAAGAUUCCGGGGCGGGGGGUUGUGGAUGGGCGGCGGCGAUAA
Cutaneotrichosporon cavernicola is the source of this 1143-nucleotide messenger RNA. RefSeq lists its product as uncharacterized. Lineage: Eukaryota; Fungi; Basidiomycota; Tremellomycetes; Trichosporonales; Trichosporonaceae. The record is from RefSeq and is a predicted model, not a curated record. The coding region runs from base 1 to 1143 and encodes 380 amino acids. The transcript has 3 exons.